GGGGAUUUGAGUCAAGGUUACAUACGAAUCGUACUUUUGUUUCAAGCAUGUUAUUUUAUGAAAACUAAUUGUGAGCUCACUCUUCUGACGUACAUUAUUUCGUGUCUAUUGGAUGCAGUAGAUGGUUGUUGUGCACGCGCGCUAAACCAGAGUACGAACUUUGGUGCUAUGUUAGACAUGAUUGUUGACCGAUGCUCGACAAUGUGUUUAUUGGCUUGUCUUACUUAUUUUUAUCCACCAUACAUGCUUUUCUUUCAAUUCAUUAUGAUUGUGGACAUAGCUAGCCAUUGGUUACAUUUACACAGUUCUAUUUUAUCGGGAAAAUCAAGUCACAAAUCUAUAGAUCUUAAAGCAAAUCGAUUUCUCAGAUUGUACUAUACAAAUAGGGUCGUUCUUUUCUUGAUGUGUGCAGGAAAUGAGCUUUUCUAUACAACGCUCUAUAUAUACCAUUUCUAUACUGGACCAAAAGUGUUUGCUUUUGGAUUAUGGGGCAUAGUGAUUUGUUUAACAGCACCAAUGGCAUUUCUGAAAACAUUGAUUAGCUUUAUUCAGCUUCAUGCAGCUUGUAUGAAUAUGGUUUCACUGGAUGAACUAGAAAGAUCUCGGAAUAAAGCAGAUUAGUUACGUCUGCUGUUGUUAAUUCGAAAGAACGAGGUAUAUAUAUAUUUGACCAAAUAAAUACCAUUCCAGUUAAUAUACGUCUAUAACAUUCAGUGUUUGAACUAACGUGAGUAAUUUUUAAGUACAUUAUUUUGUGUUGCAAGUCCCUUUGUAAUAUUUUUAUGAAUACUAAAAAAAUAACAAAUUUAUGAAACUUGUUCGAUGUUAAACUACAUUGCAAUUCUCACACUCAUUCAUACUUUCAAUCAAUAUUACACAACUGCUUAUUUUCCCCUCGUAUAUUUGCUCUUACUGUCUGCUUG
Molecule: messenger RNA, 923 nt
Organism: Schistosoma margrebowiei
Lineage: Eukaryota; Metazoa; Platyhelminthes; Trematoda; Strigeidida; Schistosomatidae
Source: the annotation of a GenBank genome assembly